AUGCCUGAACAAAUUACUCACUACGGGAGCAAGAUCAGCGUAUUUGCGCAAAGGACAGCUAUAGCUCUUCACGAAGCUAAUGCCGAAUAUACGGAUUGCGAUGUCGACUUUGAGAACAAGCCUGACUGGUUCUUCCACGCGAGCCCGAUUACCACGCUCGUCCCAGUCAUCGCUUAUGGAGGACCAGCUGUCCCGCCUGAACAGCCGUCCACAGAGUCGACCAAGAUUAGCGAGUCUGCUGUUAUACUCGAGUUUAUUGCCGAGCUCUUCCCGUCCGCCGCCGGGCUGCUUCCCAAAGACCCCGUGAAGCGCGCCACAGCGCGCCUUUUUGUCAAAUUGCUCGAUACCAAGCUUUGGCCUCCCCUCUUCGCUUGGAUGCAAGACGGCGCGCCGCCUCACGAGAUAUUCGAGGUACUGAAGACGCUUCAGAUGAUCCUUCCCAAGAAUGUACAGGGUCAGUAUGCGCUCGGAGACGAGUUCACGAUUGCGGAUGCGGCGUUUGCCCCGAUGUGGGCUCGCAUCCGGCUCAUCAUAGACAAGGGUAUCGGCGAGAAGGAGUAUGGUAGGGAACAGCAUAUUGCCGCUGCGAGCCGUGCUCUGGAAAGUCCGGAGCUGGCAAGGUUCACCGCCUACGCGGACCGUCUUCUGGGGCGCCCGAGUGUCAAGGCGACUUGGUAUGAGGACCUUAACGUAGUAUACUGGAGCAAGAAGGUCGCGGCUCACGUCCGUGAGUAA
Molecule: messenger RNA, 735 nt
Organism: Coniophora puteana RWD-64-598 SS2
Lineage: Eukaryota; Fungi; Basidiomycota; Agaricomycetes; Boletales; Coniophoraceae
Exons: 5
Coding region: 1-735 (244 amino acids)
Cellular component (GO): cytoplasm
Source: RefSeq, a predicted model, not a curated record